GGAAGGAGUGCUUGGUCUUCUGGGCGGCUUCCGCUCGCUCUCCAGUCAACAAGGAGGCCUUCCACGGAGGGAGGCGUUGCUCGAGUAAUUACUGACUGGCCUCCUUGUCGGCGGAGCAUGUCGUGGGCGAGGGCCUUGCUGGAGCCCCGCGGCAGCGGCGAGGACGUCUUCGACGAAGAGGCGGACGAGCUGGACGUGGUUCAGAAGGAGUGGAAGAGCGCCAUGGAGAGCCGCGUCAAAGAAGGCUAUAGGGAAGGAAUUGAAGCUGGGAAAGAGGCGACACUUCAACAGGGUUUUAACCAGGGAUAUAAAGAAGCCAUUAGGAUGAUGUUCUCAUGUGGUCAGCUGAAAGGAACCUUAAGUGCUCUCUCAUCUUGGUGUCAACACAGCGAAUGUCAUUCUGCCAUGCUGAAUGAGGUGACUUAUCUGCUAAAUGAAUUAGGAAAAUAUGAAGAGCAUGUGCUUAACGAUCUUAACUGUACGCAACCACAGCCCCAUGUUGGAGACUUGCAAGAUACUAUUGAGGCUAUGGAUCUUGGUCAUUCAUGCAAUGGAACUACAAAUGAGACUGUCUCUGAAAAUGACACUGCAUUUAAUGGACAUCAUCAGGGGCACAGUAGUGGGACUUGUUCUAUCCAGAAUGGAUGCUGUCAAAGAACAAAAGAGGGCAAAGACUCCAGGAGGCAAACUUUGACUCGGCUAAAAGAAAAAACAAUCAGUUUAGUGGAGCAGUUAGGUUUGAACCCUGACACAAUUGAGCACAUCCACCUGUUACAAACUUAGUUCACUGCUUGACAUAAGACGUAUGAAUAAAUCCUUUUUGUGUUGGAAUGCAACCACUUCAUCAAUUUGUUGCUGGACAGCAGAGAUCCCGUCUUCAAUAAAGUGUCAUGUAAUAUUCA
This is a messenger RNA of Anolis sagrei ordinatus, 902 nucleotides long. It is a transcript of the gene YAE1, whose product is annotated as YAE1 maturation factor of ABCE1. Lineage: Eukaryota; Metazoa; Chordata; Lepidosauria; Squamata; Anolidae. The record is from RefSeq and is a predicted model, not a curated record.